GUGAAAUAUAGCUGUUCUGUAUAGCAGCACAGACUCAGACCUGAGAGCUGAUCAUGCCGUUGACUCAACUUCACAGCUGGUUGAAUGCUGUGGUCCUUGGGCUCCUGCUUUUCCUUCUCCAUGUACAGGGUCAGGACUCCUCAGAGACCAGCCCCAUCAGAAGCACACACACAGGCCAGGUCCGAGGCAGCCUCAUCCGAGUGAGUGACACUAAAGUUGGUGUCCACAGAUUCCUGAGAAUCCCCUUUGCCAAGCCACCUGUAGGACCGCUGCGUUUUGCACCUCCUGAAGCCCCUGAACCUUGGAGUGGUGUGAGAGAUGGGACCUCCUAUCCAGCCAUCUGUCUGCAAAGCCUUGAAAUGAUGAAUUCACUGGGCCUUAAGGAUAUGAACCUGCCCCUGCCCUCAUUCUCUAUGUCUGAGGACUGCCUGUAUCUCAACAUCUACACACCAGCUCAUGCCAAUGAGGGCUCUAACCUGCCUGUGAUGGUGUGGAUCCAUGGUGGUGCUCUGGUUAUAGGCAUGGCUUCUAUGAAUGAUGGAUCCAUGCUGGCAGCCACUGAGGAUGUGGUGGUUGUCACUAUCCAAUACCGCCUGGGUGUCCUAGGAUUCUUCAGCACUGGAGACCAGCAUGCCAAAGGCAACUGGGGCUACCUGGACCAAGUGGCCGCCCUGCGCUGGGUCCAGCAGAACAUCGCCCACUUUGGAGGCAACCCUGACCUUGUCACCAUUUUUGGCGAGUCAGCAGGUGGCGCAAGUGUGUCUUCACUUGUUGUGUCCCCCAUGUCCAAAGGACUCUUCCACAGAGCCAUCAUGCAGAGUGGAGUGGCCCUCCUUUCUGACCUUAUCUCUGACACCCAUGAGAGGGUCUACACUACAGUGGCCAGCCUGUCUGGAUGUGAGACCAUGGACUCAGAGACCCUAGUGCACUGUCUGAGAGGCAAGAGUGAGGCAGAGAUUCUGGUCAUUAACAAGGUCUUCAAGAUCAUCCCUGCUGUGGUAGAUGGGGUUUUCCUACCCAAGCAUCCCCAAGAGUUGUUAGCUUCUGUGGAUUUUCGUCCUGUCCCCAGCAUCAUUGGUGUCAACAAUGAUGAGUAUGGUUGGGUCAUCCCCGUGAUGUUCGGCUCUGCUCAGACAAUAAAGGAAAUAACAAGGGAGAACCUGCAGGCUGUUUUGAAGAAUACAGCAUCACAAAUGAUGCUGCCUCCUGAGUGUGGCGACCUGAUAAUGGAAGAGUACAUGGGGGACACUGAGGACCCACAGACCCUCCAAAUACAGUACACGGAGAUGAUGGGAGACUUCAUGUUUGUGAUCCCUGCACUCCAAGUAGCACAUUUUCAACGUUCCCAUGGCCCUGUCUUCUUCUAUGAAUUCCAACAUCAACCCACCUUCUUCAAGAGUUUCAAGCCACCCUAUGUGAAGGCUGACCAUUGUGAUGAGAUUACUUUUGUCUUUGGGUCCUUUAUCUUCGGCAUGAAAAUUGACCUCACUGAGGAGGAGAAGCUACUGAACAGGAGGAUGAUGAAGUACUGGGCCAACUUUGCAAGACAUGGGAACCCUAACAGCGAGGGUCUACCCUACUGGCCCAUGAUGGACCAUGAUGAGCAGUACCUGCAGCUGGACAUUCAGCCUGCUGUGGGCCGAGCCCUGAAGGCCAGAAGACUGCAGUUCUGGACCCAGACUCUGCCCCAGAAGAUCCAGGAGCUAAGGAAAUCUCAGAGUAUGCACAAAGAGCUAUAGUGUCCUGUGUGAGGAAUGGUGUGUAGCACUGGCUGCCGAUGGGGUCACCUUGAGGUUCCCAAAAUAUACUGACUAACCUGGGUUGAUCCUAACACUCA
This is a messenger RNA of Microtus oregoni (creeping vole), 1837 nucleotides long. Its product is annotated as acylcarnitine hydrolase-like. NCBI's taxonomy places the organism in Eukaryota, Metazoa, Chordata, Mammalia, Rodentia, Cricetidae. Bases 54 to 1739 code for a protein of 561 amino acids. Gene Ontology annotation, molecular function: carboxylic ester hydrolase activity. The transcript is spliced from 12 exons. The record is from RefSeq and is a predicted model, not a curated record. Gene Ontology annotation, cellular component: intracellular membrane-bounded organelle.